Molecule: messenger RNA, 2300 nt
Organism: Apodemus sylvaticus (European woodmouse)
Lineage: Eukaryota; Metazoa; Chordata; Mammalia; Rodentia; Muridae
Product: histone H2A type 1-H-like
Exons: 1
Coding region: 100-495 (131 amino acids)
Cellular component (GO): nucleosome
Molecular function (GO): structural constituent of chromatin; DNA binding; protein heterodimerization activity
Source: RefSeq, a predicted model, not a curated record
UCUUUAGCCAAUCAGCACUGAAAUCUACAAUCUACCCUGCAAGUAUAACUUACACGUUUUCACUGAUAAUUCCUUGUGGACUUUAUAUCCUUCAUAAGUAUGUCUGGACGCGGCAAGCAGGGAGGCAAGGCUCGCGCCAAGGCCAAGACCCGCUCCUCCCGCGCCGGCCUGCAGUUCCCCGUGGGCCGCGUGCACCGGCUGCUCCGCAAGGGCAACUACUCGGAGCGCGUGGGCGCCGGCGCCCCGGUGUACCUGGCGGCCGUGCUGGAGUACCUGACGGCCGAGAUCCUGGAGCUGGCGGGCAACGCGGCCCGCGACAACAAGAAGACGCGCAUCAUCCCGCGCCACCUGCAGCUGGCCAUCCGCAACGACGAGGAGCUCAACAAGCUGCUGGGCCGCGUCACCAUCGCGCAGGGCGGCGUCCUGCCCAACAUCCAGGCCGUGCUGCUGCCCAAGAAGACCGAGAGCCACCACAAGACGACCAAGGGAAAGUAAGAUCAGUCUUCCUAUGAAGACUGAGUAUAGAACAAAGGCUCUUUUCAGAGCCAUCCACUUAGUUUAGAAAAGUGCUGAAAUACUUACUGUAAACCUUAUGUUCAAGUAUACUUUAGCCCCAUUUUUAAAAGCUGAAAUUUCUCCCUAACAUUCAAUAGCAUGAGCGAACUAAACGUGUCAAUUGUCCUAUACCCUUUACAAUGGAGAUCAUCUUACCUACAAGGACAUUGUUCUCUAUUUGUGUGCAUAUGAACAAGACCAUCAUGAGAUUGGCUUUCUGCCAAACAGUAACAAGGAUGGAUUGCCGUGAAACACCAGAAUUGUUAUAAUUUGGCAACAUGUUUAAAAUCUUAUGUUUAUGUGCACAUAAUAUUCUGACAUAGAUUAGGUAAAAUGAGCCAAAAAUAUUAAAAAAAAAAAAAGAAAACGCUCUUUUCGUUAUUCUAUGGGAAAUGAUAAUUGUGCUUUGAAAUGAAACAAAAUGUCAAUAGUCAGGAUCUUUCAAGUGAGAGUCUCAAAACACCAAUUGGGGGUGGGGACUUGACAAACUAACCAUGAUCCCCUAAAAUAUUUCUGAAGAGUAUCAGCAAACCUUUCAGACUAAACUUUAAUAUUAUAAUGAAAGGAAGCACAUUCCAUGUUGACUUUAACUCCAAUUUUCAAAUAUUUCUCAACAGCAGUGAGAGCUCCUCGAUGUGGAGCGUUCCUUUCUUGUCCUCAGAGGGGAAAUCUGCCUUUUCUGCUUCCCUCAGGCAAACCUUGAAAGUGAUACAUAAGAGUUGGGGUGGAGGGCUACUGUUCGAUUUCCAGAGCUAAGCAACCUGAAAAUACCAGAGCCAUCCAUUGUUGCCACCUCUUUGCCCUCAGUCAAGUCAGUGGCGUACUUCUUUAAUUCAUUGUUUUCACUGGAUAUAAUUAAGGUAGAAUAAGAAGAUGGUGCCCUCAGCUUUACCUCCCUGAUCUUCAUAGAGCUCUCUUAUUGAGGUGUGUCAACAUAGUUGAUCAAGGACUGUCCAAUUGUCAAACUACAGAGAAAAUAUUAGAGCAUCAUUAAGAUGAUGUAGGAACUACUCUCAGGAUGAAAAAGUGUCCUAGCCUCACCCAUGGUCAUUAUUUACAAAAAUUAUUUUCUAACUAUUAUUCGUGUUUUAAUCUUGACUAUGUAUUUCUUCGUCACUUCUAGGCCUGUAAAUUCAAAGGCAACGUUAUAAUUGAUUUUUAAAGUAGGAAUCAAAGAAUAUAUUUAAUUAAUUUGUUCUCAAAGUAAUAUUAAUAUGCCUUCCCAGUGACAGAUCACUCUGUACAUUUAGAGAGUAUUAAGGGCAAGGAGGAUCUCUUUAAUAUAUAUAGCACUUGUCCAGCUAUUGCUAACGAUGCUGACAAAGAAUAAAAGAAUUUCCUAACUUACAUGCACUUUAGAUGUAUGCAUCCCACAUACAUUGUCAUCCUUACAUUGCUUUCAGAUCCCAGCCUCAGGUCACACUUUAAACAAUUUAAAAAGAGAAAGGAAAUCACAAGUCUGGUCACUUGGGUAGUGAAAAAAUGUACAACAAAUCUAUUGUCAGAAUUACUUCUUCUAAGUAAGGUAACACAGUCUCAAAAGAUCAACCAAGGUAUGCACUCGCUGAUAAGUGGAUAUUAGCCUAGAAACUUUGAAUACCCAAGACAUAAUCCACAUAUUAAAUGAUGUCCAAAAAGAAUGGAGGAGUGGCCCCUGGUUCUGGAAAGACUCAAUGCAACAGUACAGGGGAAUUCCAGAACAGGGAAGUGGGAAGGGGUAGAUGGAGGAACAGGGGGAGGGAAGA